This is a messenger RNA of Paramuricea clavata, 928 nucleotides long. Lineage: Eukaryota; Metazoa; Cnidaria; Anthozoa; Malacalcyonacea; Plexauridae. The record is from the annotation of a GenBank genome assembly.
AUGAAUGAUGUCGAAGAGUCGAUUCGGGUAGUUGAUAAAAACCCAGAUUCUUUUCUGUCAAGUAAUAAAAUCCUGGAGUCACAAAGAUUGAAGCGCAAAUAUAAGUCGAAAAGCAAUAGAAAAGGUCUAAACCUUGAUAAGAAUUUGUCCGAAAAUGCAAUUUCCACAACUAGAUCGGAAGUCUUACAACAAAUUCCAGCAAACAAUAAUUCCACAGCAGAACCAGCCAUGCAACAAAUACCAUCAAAUGACAAUUCAAUGACAGAACCAGUCAUGCAACAAAUUCCAUCAAAUGUCAAUUCAAUAACAGAACCUGUUGUUCAACAAAUUCCAUCAAAUACCAGUGGCACCAAUAACUUGCAUACUGUGCCAGAAACAUAACAAACAUGCAAAUUAUUCUAUGAAAAAUGUCACUGUUGUUGCAGGAGAUUCAAUUGUCCAGAACCUGCAAGGCUGGCGUCUUUUUAACACUGACAACCAUGUUGUUGUCAAGAGCUUUUCUGGGGCAAAUAUAACAGACAUGGAAGACUAUUUAAAGCCCAUCCUUCGUAAGGAGCCGUAUAACGUCAUUCUACACAUAGGAACUAACGAUUUAAAACAUCUAUCUGCUAAGAGAGUGGCUGAAGGGAUUGCAAAUUUCGCAACCCAAAUCGAAGAAGAUUCCCCAGCAACCAGCAUUGUGAUCUCUAGUAUAUUACCACGAUCAGAUAAAUCUGAACUAUCGGCAAAAGCAACAGAAGCUAACAAGCUUAUUAAAGCAAUAUGCUCUAAAAAUCAAUGGGCAUUUAUUGAUCAUAAAUUGGUUAAUUUGUCUUGUCUAAACACAAGGGGAUUGCACCUUAAUCGUAAAGGAACUUCUAUUGUAGCAAAGAACAUUUCUAAGUACAUUAAAUUCCUGUUAGGAAAUUGCUGUAAGAGAGUCUGUUAA